Molecule: messenger RNA, 1327 nt
Organism: Cadophora gregata
Lineage: Eukaryota; Fungi; Ascomycota; Leotiomycetes; Helotiales; Ploettnerulaceae
Exons: 4
Coding region: 316-1248 (310 amino acids)
Source: RefSeq, a predicted model, not a curated record
AUUCUGAAGAAUGAAUACAUUUUUGAUGUGAUAGAAGAAGCUCAUGAACCACACGUGAAAAGAAGCAAGCUACUGUAGCGGCAGAAUUCAGGUCAGCCCAAAAUUACUCACCGCCUUGCUCUUCAGGGGUCCUGCCCGAUAGAAUCACUGACGUAAGAGAUGUCACUGGCGUUUGUUUGACAGCGGCGAUCUCUCCUGAUUUCAAAUAAGAAACACAGUUCUUGGUGAUUUCUUACUCUUUGGAGAAGAACAAAUUUCAGUGUCAAUUUAUUCAAUUGACCAAACGUAAACAAACAACCCCUUUAUUUACCGAGGAUGUCAAACAACACUGUGCCCACAGCUGCUGGCGGGAAGAAAAUCGUCUUUACAGGCGGAUCUGGCAAAGCAGGUCGUCAUGUCAUCCCGUACCUCAUCAGCAAAGGCCACAAAGUCCUGAACUUGGAUCUCGUCCCUUUCCCGGACCCAUCAGUUGAUGUCUACACUCUCAAGACAGAUCUGACAGAUUCGGGACAAGUCUUCAAUGCACUGACUUCUCAUUUUAAUAUGACUGGAUAUAGCGAAGGUCCAGUCCCAAGUGCUCCCGAUGUCGUUAUACAUUUUGCUGCUUAUGCGAGAAACAUGCUCGUACCUGAUUCGGAGCUCUUCCAGGCAAAUGUCCGGAGUACAUACAACGUCAUUGAAGCAGCCUGCAAACUUGGAGUCAAGAAGAUACUCAUUGCGUCUUCGGAGACUACGUACGGUGUCUGUUUCGCCCAAGGAGAUGCAGAUUACCAUUCGUUCCCACUCGAGGAAGACUACGAUGUUGAUCCAGAAGACUCUUAUGCACUCUCCAAAAUCUGCGGCGAGAAAACUGCCCGAACAUUUGCACGCCGCUUCAAAGCCGACAUCUAUGCCUUCCGAAUCGGCAACGUGAUCGAGCCUCAUGAGUACGAGAAGGACUUCCCUACUUACCUGGGCAAUCCCUCGUCAAGAAAACGGAAUGCAUGGAGUUAUAUCGAUGCUCGAGAUCUCGGUCAGAUUUGCGACCUGGCAAUCAAGAAAAGCGGGUUGGGGUUCCAAGUUUUCAACGCCACUAAUGAUACGAUUACUGUCAGAGAUUUGACGACGAAUGAAUUUUUGGCUAAGGAGUGUCCUGAUGUCAAGAUCACGAGGGAAUUAGGUGAGUUCGAGGCUCCUCUAAGUAACCGGAAGAUCAGAGAGGUCUUGGGGUACAAGGAUGUACAUGAUUGGAGGAAAUAUGUCAAGUAAGGUCGUCUUCUUUCGAAAACCUAAGUAUUUGGUCAAAAACUUUGUAUGUAAAAAUCUAGAAGCUUGCUGUAACUCUCAU